This is a messenger RNA of Rotaria sp. Silwood1, 432 nucleotides long. The record is from the annotation of a GenBank genome assembly. Lineage: Eukaryota; Metazoa; Rotifera; Eurotatoria; Philodinida; Philodinidae.
AUGCCAAUCACGCCAAAGCAAGCAUGGGCAGAGCUAACUAAGCUGAAAUUGUUGGGUCCGACUGGUACUUCACCUGGUAUAUUCAUUGUUGAUGAAUCCCCAUUUCAACAUGAAGAAGGAGCUGCUUCCGCAAAGUCUGAAUAUGAUUUCAUAGUCGGACGAAUAUUUCCAAGUUCCAAUAUCUACAAAGAAGGCGCCUAUCGACUUGAAAUGAAAUUUGCACCCGGAUAUCCAUUCAGACCACCGCAAGUGCGCUUUACUACACCUAUCUAUCAUCCGAAUGUUGAUAAAGAUGGCUUAGUUUGCAUCCCGAUCGUGAUCCAGACGGAAGAGUGGAAGGCGAAUACAUCUUUGGCCGAUGUGGUCAAAGCUAUCGUUGAUGUUAUUGAUAAUCCUAAACCAGAAUAUAUACAAAGAGUAUAUGAACAAUAG